This is a messenger RNA of Eucalyptus grandis, 2309 nucleotides long. RefSeq lists its product as uncharacterized. The record is from RefSeq and is a predicted model, not a curated record. Gene Ontology annotation, molecular function: acetylglucosaminyltransferase activity. NCBI's taxonomy places the organism in Eukaryota, Viridiplantae, Streptophyta, Magnoliopsida, Myrtales, Myrtaceae.
CGUCCAAACGCCGCGACGCGAAGCGGAGGGGGGCUCUGUUAAAACCGGCGCUAAACCGCAUUCCCUCUUUUUCAAGAAAACGAGAAGAAACGAGCGCGAUUCUCGCGCUUAACCCCUCUCUCUCUCUCUCUCUCUCUCUCUCUCUCUCCUCGAACCUCCUCCUCCUCCUCAGUCCCUCUCCUCCGUCUCCGGCGCCGGCGCCGGCGGAGACGGCGGUGGCGGCGGCGCUCCCCUCGCCCGGCGGGACCGUCGCCCCGCUCCCUCGCUACCCCACCCCUUCCCACCCGGAGAUGAGCGUUGGCGGCGAUGGCGACGAAGAAGGUGCAGACUCCCCAGCCGCCGCCGCCGCCGCCGUCGUCUCCCCGGGACCACCGCCCCGGGUGCCGCGCCGCCCGGCCGCGCGGGGGCCGCCGGUGGAGGCAGGGCGGCGGCACCGGGACCGCGGCGGUCGCGGUGGCCGCGCUCGUGAUCUCCACCGCCGCGUGGCUCGCGCUCGUGUUCUCCGGGACCACCGCCCGGUGCUGGCACCGGCUGACGCAUUUUGAGGGGAGCCGCUCCGUGUCGUGGCGGAGCCAUUACGCCUCCGAUCGCCGUCGCCCCGCCCAGUCUUCCCCCUCCCCGCCACCGCCGCCGCCGCCGCCGCCGCCCCCGGCGCCUCCUUCGUCUCCUUCGCCGCCGCCGCCUCCGGCGUCCGGCAACGGCAGCCUCUCGGGAGCGAGGCCGAUCGCGGUGGAGUUAAUGCUGCACCACAUACUCUUCGGGAUCGCCGGAUCGUCGCAGUUGUGGACGCGCCGGAAGGAGUACGUGAGGCUCUGGUGGCGACCCGAGGAAAUGCGCGGCCACGUGUGGCUGGACGAGCAGGUGCCGCACGACGACGAUUCGCUGCCUCCGAUCAUGGUGUCGGAGGACAUCUCUCGCUUCCGCUACACGAACCCUACGGGCCACCCCUCCGGCCUCCGGAUCGCCCGUGUCGUGGGGGAGAGCUUCCGCCUGGGCUUGCCGGACGUGCGGUGGUUUGUCCUGGGAGACGACGACACCAUCUUCAACGUCGAUAACCUCGUGGCUGUUCUUAGCAAGUAUGAUUGGUCUGAGAUGGUUUACAUCGGUGCUCCUUCGGAGAGUCACUCGGCGAAUACUUACUUUAGCCACAAUAUGGCGUUUGGUGGCGGCGGGAUUGCGAUUAGCUACGCACUGGCCAAGGCAUUGUCGAAAAUUCAGGAUGAAUGUCUGGAGAGGUACCCCAAGCUGUAUGGGAGUGAUGACAGGCUUCAUGCCUGCAUUUCCGAAAUUGGCGUUCCCCUGACGAGGGAAAGUGGCUUCCACCAGUGGGAUAUCCAUGGUAAUGCGCACGGUCUUCUGUCAUCUCAUCCAAUUGCCCCCUUUGUCUCAAUUCACCAUUUGGAAGCUGUGGAUCCAUUCUAUCCAGGGUUGAGCUCUUUGGAGAGCUUGAAGCUAUUUACGAAGGCUAUGAAGUUAGAACCUCGGAGCUUUUUGCAGCGAUCGAUCUGUUAUGACCAGGCACAUCGUCUCACAUUUUCUGUGUCGCUGGGUUACGCUGUUCAAGUGUUCCCAAACAUCGUGUAUCCCCGUGAAUUGGAGCGGUCGGAGCAGACUUACAUCGCCUGGAAUACGAUCAGUCACAGUAGUGAGUUUGACUUGGAUACCAGAGUCUCAUUAAGGUCCCUCUGCAAAAAACCGAUUCUGUUUCAUUUGAAAGAUGUAGAACGAAGAGGGGAUGCUAUGGUGGGCACAUAUACACAAGAAAGAGGAAUAAAUGAUCUGAAAAGGAGAGUGUUCUGCUUUCUGCGGUCACCCCCCCUGCGUAAUGUGCAGAUUAUCAAGGUCACAAGUUAUCCACCAGAAAAGAAUUGGCAUCUGGUACCGCGUCGAUUAUGUUGCCAGACAGACCAAAUUAUGGGUGACACUCUCAGUUUAACUGUGGGCCAAUGUGAGAGUGGAGCUUUUCAUUCCAUCAUUUGAUAAUGUGUGACUGGUCUAUGGUGGUGCUCGGUCCAGGAAUCUCUUGUCGAGUUGAGGAAUUGAGUAGAGAAGCCAGAUCCUAUAAUGACCUUCCAGAGAUUCAACUGCCUCUGACUUUUCAUGGAUUAACAAUUACUGACUUCUGGUCUGUUGAUUAACUGAUUAUGCAAGGUGCAGUCCAUGUAGGAGGCCCAUUUGUUCUAUGCAGUUAGGUUGAUUGAGUUGAAGAUGUUUGUGCGAACACUUAUCUCCAGAUUACAUUCUUUGCCUUCAUUUUGCUAAGAAGGUUUUACAAUGAUGAAUGAAGAUUUAGCAUUUCGAAAUUGAAA